AUGGCCCUCGUCGGUAUAGCCGCAGGGUCGGCAUAUCUAGAUGCCAAAUUUCACAUCACCAAAGAUCUCGACCAGCUAUCGCGAGCCAAGCAGGGUGAGCGUAACUUUGCAAGGGCGGUCGAACAAAAAAAGGCUUCCGGCUUCUUCCUCUUCGAAGCCGCCGCCCGCCGCCUCGGAAACGCGCCCUGUAUAUGGUCUCGCCAGGCCCAGUACACCUGGACGCAGACCUACGAGCGCGUGUGCCAGUACGGCCGCUACUUCCAGGCCCUAGGCGUCUCGCCCUCUCAGUAUGUCGGCGUCUACCUGUACAACUCGCCCGAGCUGCUCUUCGUGUGGAUGGGCCUCCUCUCCAUCGGCGCCGCCCCGGCCCUGGUCAACUACAACCUGGCCUCGGAUGCUUUGGUUCACUGUGUCCGUCUGGCGGGCACGUGGUUCCUCUUGUACGACGACGCCCAAGACUGCGUCUCGCGCAUGGAAGCCGCCGAUGCACAGCUAAGGGAGAUCGGCGUCGAGACCAUCAGGCUUUCGGGCUCUUUGAAGGCCGGCAUUGCCGGGAACGCGUUCCCUCUGACUGUGGCUCGCAACUAUCCCUCGGCGUCCCUGCUCCCAAAAACCUUUGGGCAGCGGCCAGGCCCAGAUGGUGACCGGACCUAUUAUUGCAUCCCUCUGUAUCACGGCACCGGAGGGAUCGCGGCGAUGAACGAUUUAAUGAGUGGCAUUUCCAUUGCCGUGGCUCCGAAAUUCUCACUGUCGCGGUUUUGGGAUGAUUGCAUACAAAGCAAGUCAACUGUGUUUGUCUAUGUCGGGGAGCUGGUGCGCUAUUUGCUCUCUGCCCCCCCUUCGCCAAACGACCGUAAACACCAGAUUCGGCUCAUUUGGGGAAACGGACUCGGUCCUGAGUUGUGGACCAAAUUCCAGGAACGCUUCGGCGUCUCGGACAUUGGCGAAUUCUACGCCAGCACCGAAGGCGUCCUCACGCUGGUAAAGCAUUACCGGAGCCCCGGAUUCGGCAUCGGCGCCGUAGGCCACCACGGCUGGCUCCUCCGUCGAAAAUUCCACAAGACGUACGUGCCGGUCCACAUCGACCCAGACACGGGGGACGUCUGGCGGUCACCAAAGACCGGCUUCGCGAAGCGCGUGCCGUACGACCAAGGGGGCGAGAUCCUCGUCAAGCUGCCGUCCCCCUCGGCCUGGGCCGGGUACUGGCAAGCCGAGGACGCGACGCAGAAGAAGCUGCUCAGGGACGUGUUCGAGAAGGGCGACGUCUACUUCCGGACGGGCGACGCGCUCCGCCGCGACGCCGACGGACACUGGCAUUUCUUGGACCGGCUCGGCGACACGUACCGCUGGAAAGGGGAGAACGUGUCCACCACGGAGGUGGCGCAGGUGCUGGGCUCCGAUGCGCGCGUCGCGGAGGCGAACGUUUACGGGGUGAAGAUCCCAGGCCACGAGGGCAGGGCUGGAUGCGUCGCUCUCGUUUGGAGGCAGGACGGGUUGGCGGCUUUGCUGAGGUCCAAGCUGCCCCCCUACGCCGUGCCGGUCUUCCUUCGUGUCCGGGACGGUGGCGUCGGCGGCAUGAGCACCGAUAAUCACAAGCAUAGUAAGGUGCCCCUUAGGGAGGAAGGGGUUGACCCUCGGGCCAGGGGUACGAAGGUCCCAGGCGGGGAGCGAGAUCUGUUCUUCUGGCUCCCCGCUGGGUCGUCCGAGUACGUCCCUUUCACGGAGAGUGAUUGGGAUAUGUUGGGCCAGGCUCGUGCAAGGCUCUAG
Molecule: messenger RNA, 1767 nt
Organism: Sodiomyces alkalinus F11
Lineage: Eukaryota; Fungi; Ascomycota; Sordariomycetes; Glomerellales; Plectosphaerellaceae
Product: isopenicillin n-CoA synthetase
Exons: 6
Coding region: 1-1767 (588 amino acids)
Molecular function (GO): long-chain fatty acid transmembrane transporter activity; long-chain fatty acid-CoA ligase activity
Source: RefSeq, a predicted model, not a curated record